Haliaeetus leucocephalus (bald eagle) is the source of this 3610-nucleotide messenger RNA. It is a transcript of the gene CBX6, whose product is annotated as chromobox homolog 6. NCBI's taxonomy places the organism in Eukaryota, Metazoa, Chordata, Aves, Accipitriformes, Accipitridae. The record is from RefSeq and is a predicted model, not a curated record. Bases 1 to 1215 code for a protein of 404 amino acids. The transcript is spliced from 4 exons.
AUGCACCCCCUCCUCACCCUAAAAAUGGAGCCGAAGCAGGAGAAUAUGCUGUUCUGCUGUGCCGGGGGGGUACAGGACGGUGAGCUCCACGUGAAGACGGCUGCAGGGCCGUACAGCACCUGGGAACCCGAGGAGAACAUCCUGGACUCCCGCCUCAUCGCAGCCUUCGAGCAGAAGGAACGAGAGCGUGAGCUGUAUGGGCCCAAGAAGAGAGGACCUAAGCCUAAAACUUUUCUCCUGAAGGCUCGGGCCCAAGCGGAGGCCCUCCACAUUGGGGAUGUACACUUUUCUGUCAAGCCUGGUUCUAGCACCUCCUCUCCCAAGCUCCACUCCAGCGCCGCAGUGCACCGGCUCAAGAAAGACAUCCGGCGAUGCCACCGCAUGUCCCGGAGACCCCUGCCCCGUCCAGACCCCCAGAACGGCGGGAGCGUGGGUGGGGGGGCUGGCAUCCGUCCUCCCGUCUCGCCCUUCUCGGAGACCGUCCGCAUCAUCAACCGUAAGGUGAAACCCCGCGAGCCCAAGCGCAGCCGCAUCAUCCUCAACCUCAAAGUCAUUGACAAAGGUGGGAAGCCAGCCAACGGGGCCGGGGGCCUGGCUCGGCCCAAGAUCCCGUCCCGAAACCGUGUCAUUGGCAAGAGCAAAAAGUUCAGCGAGAGUGUCCUCCGCACCCAGAUCCGCCACAUGAAGUUCGGCGCCUUUUCGCUCUACAAUAAGCCGUCCGCUGCGCCUGCCCCCUCUCUGGAGGGCAAAGGGGAGGCUGAAGGCUCCCAGGCAGCCUCCUGUGGGCUCAUUAUGAGCUCCACCCCCUAUGAUGCCCCCAGCUCCAGCUCCUCCGGCUGCCCAUCGCCCGCCCCGCAUUCCUCCUCUGACCCCGAUGAUUCCCCUCCAAAGCUGCUGCCCGAGACCCUCAGCCCUGCCAUCCCCGACUGGCGCGAGUCAGAGGUCCUCGACCUCUCGAUUCCGCCCGAGUCAGCCGCCACCAGCAAGCGUUCUCCCCCAGGAGGGUGCAGUGGGGGGCAGACGCCCUCCUUGUCCCUCUCAUCUUCUGACCCGGAGCAGGAGGCCGGCGACUGGCGUCCCGAGAUGUCCCCUUGCUCCAACGUGGUGGUCACGGAUGUCACCAGCAACCUCCUCACCGUCACCAUCAAGGAGUUCUGCAACGCAGAAGAUUUUGAGAAGGUGGCGGCGGGCGGCGGCGGCGGAGGCAGCAAGUGAGCAGCCAGGUCCCCCCGCUCCAGGGGCAUGGGGGGAGCUCUACCUGCGAGAAGUCGUGGUGCGAAUGGCUGUCCUUAGUUCUCUCCUUCUCCCCUUGGCUGUCCCUCUGCCCUCACUACCACCCUUCCUCCUCCUUUCCUCCUGCCCGCUCCCUCUUGCCCGGAGGCUGGAGCGUGUCAGUGGUGGGGAGCGGGGGCACCCCCCGUUCCUGGGUGUCGCUGCCGCUGGGAGGAGGCAGGGAGGGUCGUGGUGGGGCUGGGGAGUGGUUGUUUGUCCUUGAAUGUGGUGUUGUCCAACGGGCGGUGGAGCCUUUGGGGAUGAGGGAUGGGAGAGCGUGUGUCUGUGUGCCUGUGGGGGUGAUGGGGAAGGUGCUCUUCCUCUUCCUUCCCCUUCCAUCUUUGACAAAAAGUGAAGAGGAGCUCCAGACCCUUGAAGGGGGAGGAUGUAAGAGGAUUGGAGCCCUUGCCCACACCCCCCCAAGCCUUCUCCCACAGUGUGCAUGCAGUCUCUUUCAUUCCUGUUUCCCCCUUGCCGUGACUCCGAUCCUGCCAUCCUUCCUGGCCUGCGGCCUGGUUCUGCACUCUCCUCUGCUGUCCUCGUGGCAGUUGCUGAUCCAGAUGCCCCCAGAGUGAAGGGGAGAGGGGCAGGUGAAGCGUCAUGCCUGGAAGGUGCUUGAGACAAAGAUGGGGUGGUGGGGAGUGCCCCACGCAGCAUAUGCCCCCAUAUUGGCUUCCCCUUUCCUUUGACUAUUGGUGCUACCUUGGCAGUUGUAUGGGUGCUUUCAGGUGCCCUGGUCCCUCCUCUUCUCCUGCAUCUUCCAACUUGCUCAGCUCUGCAGGGGGAAGGGAAGAAAAGGGGAGUCUGCUUCUGGCCCAGAUCUUCCUCCUGGUGUUCAUCACUUGCACUUGCUUGGGGGAGAGGGCAUGAAAUGCCCUUCCCUGGCCUUUCCGUGGUGGAAGUGGGAGUGGGCCAUGCAUCCAUCCUUCAGUUUGGGGGAAGAUACACUGACAGCAUGACGCUGCCCCAGCCGGGUGAGGCUGGUCUCCUGCCUUGCGCGUAAGCUUCCCCUGACCCUUUUUGCUUCCCCCCACUCCCUCGGAAAGAGGGAGGAAGGGAUGCUAAGAUGGGUCGUUUGCUCUUCCUGCUUCUUUUCUUCUCCUGCUCUCCCUUCCCUGUGGUGGAUGGCCUGGAAGAGGGCUCCCCUCUGUCUUUGCAGGAUCUGAAACAGCCCUUACAACUGUCAACCAAAGGUGCUAAUAAGAAAUAACUGUGUCUCUGACAUCGUAUGCAUGUGCGCUGGAUCUCUUCCCCCAGAGCUCCUGUGAGCUGAUCUAUAAAUUCCUUCUCAUCGCCCCUAGCAAGUAGGAGCGAGCGAGACCACAGCUUGCUGUUCUUUACCCACGGCUCCUUCUUUCCCUGACCACCCCUUGUUCACAUCCAAAAUAAGCUCUCUCUUUUGCCUGCCGUUUCUGGCUUGCUCCAUUUCUGUGUGGGUCCUAAGCUUCACAGUGAGAUGCUGUUCCUUUGCUCUCCCUUUCCCCCCUACUCGCACAGGACUCAGCCUGUAGGGGCAAGGAAAAGAGGUGCUGAUCAAUCAGUGGGAGAGCCUCGCCUCUGAGCCCUAUCCCUGGUAUUUGGGAUGGGGCAGAGUGGUGUCACUUCUACAUAACAUGCUGCAGAGGUGAAAAGGGUGGAAAAAAAUUCCCUGCGCCAGGGCUCGCAUACUUACAAACCUGCCCUGGGCAGGUGAACACGAGUGGAAUCAUCCCCUCUGGUGCUUCCACACGAGGAUGCUCGGGAGCUGCUGGCUCCGAGGAGUGCUCUCGUGCGGAGUAGUGAUUUUGUGGUUGCAGUAGUCCGAGGGUAGAAGGGAGGCAGUUUGUGGGAGAGAGGUGAUGCUUGUCUGCCCCAGGGGUGUCGUCGGGGUGGUAAAGGGAUAGACUGGCUUCUGACCUUAAUUAGGGCUUCUGUGCCCAGAGCUUGUCUUUUCCCCGCCUCUAGCGCCUGGGUUGCUGUAAUAAAAUUUUUGCUGCCCUCCCUGCAAGCCUUGCCUCGCAGCAGGUGGUAUUCAAAGCCUUGGGGCACGGUGAAUUCACACCAGUUGCGGUUGGGUGUCUGUGCAGACAGUCUGAGGGGGAUUCCAGGUGCUGUUAGCACCACCCUUUGCACACCUCUUUUUUUUUUUCUUUCCUUGGUUAAAGAGCUUAGUGGACUCUUUGGGGAUGCAGUUGCAUUCACAGAUGAAGCUAGGGGCAGGGAGAAAGAGACUUCCCCGAUCCAUUCACCAAGCUAAGGCUUCCUAUAACUUGUUGGACUUGUGUGCGUGUCUGUAUUAAUACCUGCCUGUAUUUUUUGUGUCGAUUUUUUUUUUUUGCAUCUUUCCUGUGCCUGGCAC